GCAGUGACCAGAGGUUUUCUUAAGAGUUUGCUUUGUGUGGUGCCCCAACAAGAAGGAAACAUGGUCAGCCGAUUUGAACACCCAGCUGGCGGCUACAAGAAGAUUUUUGAGACAUGUGAGGAGCUGGCUGAGCCUCUCCCAGCAACAGUCACAGGUAGGAUCCCUUCAUUUCUGAAGGGGAGUCUUCUCCGUUUGGGUCCUGGGCUUUUUGAGGUUGGAGAUGAACCUUUCUAUCACCUCUUUGAUGGCCAGGCCCUCAUGCACAAAUUCGACUUCAAGAACGGCCAGGUCACCUACUACCGAAAGUUUGUCAGAACAGAUGCAUAUGUGAGAGCCAUCACAGAGAAGCGUGUGGUGAUCACUGAGUUUGGCACCUUUGCGUAUCCCGAUCCCUGCAAAAAUAUUUUCUCCAGGUUUUUCUCUUACUUUAAGGGUGUUGAGGUCACAGACAACUGCCUGGUGAACGUUUACCCUGUCGGUGAGGAUUUUUAUGCUGUAACAGAAACCAACUACAUCACUAAAGUAAACACUGAGACCCUGGAGACACUGAAGAAGGUUGAUAUGUGCAACUAUAUCAACAUCAAUGGCGUGACAGCCCACCCUCAUAUUGAGAGAGAUGGGACUGUGUAUAACAUUGGAAACUGCAUGGGAAAAGGAGCGACGCUGGCCUACAACAUUGUGAGGAUUCCACCCACACAGAAAGAUAAGUCUGAUCCCAUUGAGAAGUCCAAGGUGGUGGUGCAGUUCCCCAGUGCUGAGAGGUUCAAGCCGUCCUAUGUGCACAGCUUCGGCAUGUCAGACAACUACUUUGUCUUCGUGGAGACCCCGGUGAAAAUCAACCUGCUGAAGUUCCUGAGUGCUUGGAGCAUCCGCGGCUCCAACUACAUGGACUGUUUCGAGUCCAAUGAGAGCCAAGGAACCUUGUUUCACAUUGCCAAGAAAGACCCAGGAGAGUACAUUGAUCACAAGUUCAAAGGGGCCGCCAUUGGCAUGUUUCAUCACAUCAACACCUAUGAGGACCAAGGCUUCAUUGUUGUUGACCUCUGCGGAUGGAAAGGGUUUGAGUUCGUUUACAACUACCUCUGGCUGGCCAACCUGAGAGCAAACUGGGAAGAGGUGAAGAAGGCGGCCAUGAUGGCGCCACAGCCGGAGGUCCGCAGAUACGUUAUUCCCCUGGACGUCCACAAGGAGGAGCAGGGGAAGAACCUUGUCAGCCUGCCGUACACCACAGCCACAGCGGUGAUGCACGCUGACGGGACGAUCUGGCUGGAGCCGGAGGUGCUGUUCUCCGGGCCUCGCCAAGCCUUUGAGUUCCCUCAGAUCAACUACGAGAGGUACGCAGGAAAGAACUACACAUUCGCCUACGGUCUGGGCCUCAACCAUUUCAUACCUGACCGGAUCUGCAAGUUGAACGUGAAGACCAAGGAGACCUGGGUAUGGCAAGAACCAGAUUCCUACCCCUCUGAGCCCCUGUUUGUUCAGACCCCUGAUGGGGUAGAUGAGGAUGACGGAGUGCUGCUGACCAUCGUGGUGGCUCCCGGCUCCCAGAGACCAGGAUACCUCCUCAUCCUCAAUGCCAAGGAUCUGUCUGAGAUCGCCAGGGCGGAGGUGGAGUGCAGCAUUCCCGUCACCUUUCAUGGGAUGUACAAACCCUAAACAGUAGUCUUCCAUUACAGGGUUAUAAACUGCCAUUCAGUAUUAAAACCACAAUACACCAAGCUGUGCGUUCUCAUUGCAGCUGACGUGGGUUGUUAGACAGAUUGCAAUACAAUUAUGUGACUUUAUGUGCCUUUUGGAGUCUGGGUGUCCCAACCCUGAAUUGUCAGCAUUGGUUUAAUUAGAAAGAGCAUGGAUUGGUUCACACGCUGUGAAUAUUUAAUGGUUGGAUAAAUAAAUAAAUUGACAAA
Messenger RNA from Chelmon rostratus (copperband butterflyfish), 1907 nucleotides. RefSeq names its product retinoid isomerohydrolase RPE65 a (gene rpe65a). Gene Ontology annotation, biological process: retinal metabolic process; zeaxanthin biosynthetic process. The record is from RefSeq and is a predicted model, not a curated record. Lineage: Eukaryota; Metazoa; Chordata; Actinopteri; Chaetodontiformes; Chaetodontidae. The transcript has 14 exons. Bases 61 to 1656 code for a protein of 531 amino acids. Gene Ontology annotation, molecular function: beta-carotene 15,15'-dioxygenase activity; retinol isomerase activity; all-trans-retinyl-ester hydrolase, 11-cis retinol forming activity.